AUGAGUUCAAAUCAAAGUGAUUGGGAUGUCGUGUCGAUUAUUAUAGCAUUGGUGGUGUUUGUCCUUCCACUAACGCUGCUUCUUCCAGACUUCUCGCUAUGGGAUGUACUCCCUAAGAUUCGGGUGAUGCGGUACCAUAUUAUAUCCCAAAAUGUUACACCGAUGCAACUAAACUCUGCAUUUAUCGUUUUGCAAUUAAUCUUCUUCUUCCUCUUUCUUGAAAUUCGUAAACGAAGGCUUCAAGAAAUGGUGGACAGCGUAUUGUAUGUGGCCAGAGCCACAGAAACUACAAUGGACGAGGAACGGCUAAAGCAAGUAGCCGCUGUGAGGGUCUGCGUCGAACUGCUCGAUGCCUCCACUGAACAUUACGAGAAUCUCAUUCUUCUAAGAGAUGAGUUCCGGAGGCGGGACCAAUUUAAAAUACAGCAUCCGCCGUUUAUAGAGCCAAGCACCUCAAACAUUUGA
Leptosia nina is the source of this 465-nucleotide messenger RNA. The record is from the annotation of a GenBank genome assembly. NCBI's taxonomy places the organism in Eukaryota, Metazoa, Arthropoda, Insecta, Lepidoptera, Pieridae.